AUGUACGACCUUCACGAAUCAACAAAGUCAGCGAAAAGUCACUCGAACGGCUUCCCUCCAGACGCAAAAUACUGGAUAGACGAGUCUGUUAGAUAUGAGAAUCAUUUGGACUUCUACAGAGAUGCGAUGUUCUUCAUGAGUCGGAUCCGCGAGUCACAUCAGCGCCUCAAUCGAUGGGAGGAGAUUCGAAAGUCGAAGCAUCAAGCUCUUAUUAAGGCCAAAAAGGAACGCGCACCUGAAACGGAAAAUACGAGGCAAGCGAGCCUUAAAGCGUUCCUGAAUGGAGAGCCACUCAAAGUCAUGAUGGCCGAUUGGGUAACUUUCAUCUUCUUCAAAAGAGAAAGCGAGGAUUCAAUUUUGGCACCGCUUGAGGUUGUUUCUGGCGAGCCGGAGCCUCAAGAAAUUAUACAGCUCGCAUCAGUCUUCAACAGCAAGAAGAAGGCCACAUCUCAUGUAUAUCGAUAUCUCGAGAGGGUCUUGCCGACUGGCGUAGACGCCGAAUCUUUCAAGCGGCAGCCCUUGCCUGAAAGAAUCAGGAUUCAUUCCCAGCCGCUUUUGUGGGUCUUCGCGAAGACAUUCAAGGGUGCUCCUGUAAGCCCAGCAGAGGAUGGCUCUUUGGUGUUUUUACGACCGUAUCAAGAGCUUCAGUAUCACGAAGCAACGCUGCGAGAGAUACUCGACGACUUCGAAAAGCGCUUCGUGAACUACGACGGAUCAGACAGCAGUCUACCGCCCCGCUCGGCCGUCCAAGGCGCUGAUGACACCGGGAACACCGCUGCACCUCCUCAAUCUUCAAAUCAGCCUACCGCUAGCAUUAGAGAGGGCGAAGAAGUCAAGGACCCCACUGAAGCCACUAGUCGAAGUGGUCAAGAGGAGGACGCGGAGCCAUCUGACCCAGACAACAUGUCAAAUUCCAUCACCACGCUGCUUCACCUGCGUUGCCUUCUGCACUUCAUGGACAGUGAGAUCAAACCUAAGCAAGAGUACAUCAACAGUCAGGACUGUACUCACAUACACUUCCAUGAUUUGUGGUUUCUAUUCAAACCAGGAGACCUAGUCAUUGAUAAGGAGGAGAAGCAGGUGCAUGUUGUGUUACGUGUACAGAAUCCACGUCACAAGAUUGAAGAGCCCUGGGAAAGAUGGAACAGACGAAUGGGAGAAAGCUCUGACUCCGAUUCGGACUCCGAAGGCGAGGAAGAUGAAAGCGAGAACCCGUUCACUCUUUUCUGUGCCUACAUUGAUUUCGAUGGCAAAAUGUUUGGCCCGAUAACCAGGAAGUUCAAAAUCUCACCAUUUGGCGAAUUGAAGCAAAUCCGGUCUCUCCCUGUUUACCCUCUACGAUUCGCAAAGAACACGCAGUCUCGACAGAACAUCAUCGAAAGAAGUAAGAUGCUACUGGAUGUCGCCAAGUUCAAAGCUAUGUACUACAUGGGUGUUACUCUGGACAAGCGAGAUGAGAUUGACAGUCAAGUCGUCAUCGACUUCAACGAGGCUUUGUCCGAUGAAGCUAGGAAGAAAUGGGAGCCGAAGAUAGCACCCAUUAACACCGGCCCAGACCACCAGGAAGACGACGAACCUUGCAUAGCAAAGUGUUGUGACAUGCAGUCAAUACGAGACGGCUCUGCUACAGACACGAAGAUGACUCAGGAUUUCAUCAGAACUCUAAUUCCAGACACCUCACUGAGAGCACCGUCACUCAUCCUGUCCCCGAGAUCUUUUGAAGAAACCAGUAACUAUGGCGGCCAGUUGACAGAAACAGAACUGCUCAUCAUGACCUACCCCCAGCUUGACCUCACGUACCUACGAUACGAGAAUUCAAACGUAAGGAAUCUAACGGUUCAUGCAUUCGAGAAACUUGAGUUGCCUGAAGGUCAUAGGGAAAUGGUCAAAUCUUUGGUUGUUCAGCACUUUCGCACUAAACAGUCAGCUUUCACCAAGAAUGAGCAGACUGACUUGAUCCAAGGAAAAGGCAAAGGACUGAUUAUGCUGCUGCAUGGAGCUCCCGGUGUCGGCAAAACCACCACUGCAGAGGGGAUUGCGGAACUUUUCAGGAAACCUCUAUUUCAGAUCACGUGCGGAGAUCUUGGUACCACUGCGAAAGAGGUUGAGACCGAGCUAGAAAAGAACUUCGCCCUGGCAAGUAGAUGGGGAUGUAUCUUGCUUUUGGAUGAGGCAGAUGUAUUUCUGUCUGCGCGGGAGCGGACCGACUUCACCAGAAAUGGUUUGGUUGCCGUCUUCCUACGUAUCUUGGAGUAUUACACUGGAAUCUUGUUCUUGACAACAAACCGCAUCGGCGACUUUGACGAAGCAUUCGCCUCCAGAAUUCAUAUGAGUCUGUACUAUCCACCGCUGAACGAAGAUAAGACACUCAAGGUUUUCCAUCUCAAUCUCGAACUUAUCAAACAACGGUUCCAAAAGCAGGGGCGGAUCAUCGAGUUCGAUGAAUCGUCAGUUGAAGAUUUUGCGCGACAACAUUUCCACGAACACGAAUACCAUCGAUGGAACGGACGCCAAAUCCGCAAUGCGUGCCAAACUGCGCUGGCACUCGCAGAGUACGAUGCGCAAGAUGGAGCUCUGGAGAUUGACAGCCAAAUCGACAGGAAGGCCGUUGUUAAGUUGCAACUCAAAUAUUUCAGGACAGUUCAAAGAGCUUACUUGGACUUUGGGAAAUAUCUUGGCGAUAUUCGUGGCACGCAGGGCGAUCGCAGAGCCAUUGACUACAAGUUGCGUGCAAGGUCUGAUACACCGUGGCAGACAAGACCUAGCCUUCUUUCUCAACGCGGGGACUCAGGAUCUAUGAGUGGUCAUCGUGGAAGGCCUCAGCAUCUCCAAUCACAGAGAAGCACUUCAGACAUGUCGCAGCCCGUCUAUAGCACGCAGACCGAAACUUCUCAACAGACCUAUCGCCAGGACUAUCCCCAGGACCAUCGUCAGGAAUACCGCCAAGAAUAUCGCCCAUCUACACCUCAUGCCAAUCUGCCAUCACCACAAGUUUAUGAUCAACAUCCUCCACAGCCAAGUAGACCGCAAUCAUAUCAAGGGUCAACGGGGAAUCCGGGAGGCUCUGGUCAUUCAAAUCCAUAUGAGCAACAAGAGGAGAGACAUUAUGCUUCCCCGGACACUCGUUCCCUGCCGGUAAGGCAACAAAGCCGGUCAUUCGAUUCCCCGCAGGCAGGCUACCGGCAGGCGCAGGGCGGAGACGUACUGGUACGACCAGGGCUGAACUACGACAACUCUCCAUUGGCACAUCGCUCAUCUCAAAGCCAAAAGUCGCAUUACAGCUAUCGCGGUAGGAGUCAGGAGAAUGAUAUGCGAGGGUCGGAAGUGCCAAUGAGGGAGGCGGGAAACGUGACGCCCCGCUCCAUGUUCAGAGAUAAUCAAGGAUUUGAAAUCCCCAGAGGCCGGGACAAUUAA
Messenger RNA from Colletotrichum phormii, 3414 nucleotides. RefSeq lists its product as uncharacterized. The transcript has 6 exons. Gene Ontology annotation, molecular function: ATP hydrolysis activity; ATP binding. The record is from RefSeq and is a predicted model, not a curated record. Bases 1 to 3414 code for a protein of 1137 amino acids. Lineage: Eukaryota; Fungi; Ascomycota; Sordariomycetes; Glomerellales; Glomerellaceae.